Molecule: messenger RNA, 738 nt
Organism: Aspergillus saccharolyticus JOP 1030-1
Lineage: Eukaryota; Fungi; Ascomycota; Eurotiomycetes; Eurotiales; Aspergillaceae
Exons: 2
Coding region: 1-738 (245 amino acids)
Source: RefSeq, a predicted model, not a curated record
AUGGCGCCGAUUCGCCGCUACCUCCGGAUCAGCAAGUACACCGUGCUCGAGUGUCGGAUUUAUCUCGAAAAUCCCUCCGACAUUCGAUGGCUUCUUAACAGCCGGGACCCCGUCCUGCAGCGAAUUUUCGCCGCCAUUCGACCCUUGGUCCUGCCCAAGUUGCGCGAAGAAAACGAGAGACUGCUUGCCCGAAAGAAGGGCAAACCAGUCAAGGAUGUCAUCGCAGAAGAUGAUUUCGAAGUUGCCCUGUUCCUUCGCGAAUCUCGGACUCGUCACUCACUGUUGACACGGCACAAGGAGUUUGAAAAUGAUGUGAACUCGGGUCCAAGCAAGGAAUCCGCGCAGUCAGCUGUGGCUGGGACCGCUGGAGGCCAUAUUCUGGGCGAAAGUGAGGAGGAGAAUGACCUGCAGAUGCAGGAUAUUCCCGAAGCAGGCGCAAACGAGAAAGGCAAGGCGGGAGGGAAACGGGCGCGGACGACGGAGGAGCGGAGCGAGUCCCCGAACGACAAGCGCACUUCUAAACGGAGGAAGGAUGACGACUCGGUACUACAAGCAGAGAAGGCCGAGGACAAGAAGUUGCAGUUCAGAACGAACUAUGAGGGGUUCAACAUUUACGGCUGGGUACUGUGUCUGCUUGUUACGCGUAAAAGUGACAGGGUAGGCUUGAUGCCUGGUUCCUCAGAUCUGAUGGAAGAAUGGAUUUCGACCCAAGCCCAAGGUGACCUGAUUGAAGAUUGA